AUGGCGCUCCCGGUUUCUACCACCCUCGAAGGGACGCUCGAAGGCGUUCAAGAGAAGUUAUGGUGCGCUUUGCCGUGCAUUGUCAAGCUGAAGUCGGAGAUUAUGGCGGCAGCAGCGGAUGCCGCGGAUACAGCCGGCGAUGCCACGCCCGAGACAGUCGUGGAAAAGGACCUCACUACAUCUGCCAUAAGAACAGCCUCCGUCCCGUUUUCGGACAUGCGGCAGCUUGUGGAGUGUCUCUUUACGGCUUGCCACCGAAAUCCCAUCAUGGAGGAUGUUGAGAAGGGCGUCAAGGCUAUUUUGGGCAGUGUGGAGGCGGAGGAGGGGACACAGUACACUUGGGAUGACUUUCUUCGGGUCUUGGUGGAGGUGGAGUCCCGCUGGUUGGAGUGGCAUGACCCCGAGAAGAAGUGGUUGGCUGUGAGCGAAAAACAACAUAUAAGUGUUUUGAAGGAGUUGGCGGACUGCGUCACACACGACGUGGAGCCAUUUGCGCUGCUGCCACACCAAGAGGUUUUGACAGCACAGUCGGUCGUGGCGCACUCCAAAACACUUGUCACGCCAUUUGAGGCAUUUGUAGAGUUUGUGAAACCCCCUGAGUUUUCAGAGAUUUACAACACCUUGUGGGAGUUGCUUACGCAGCCUUCUGAGGAACCGGGGGACCGUGAAAUCCUUCCAAUUGAACAAUUCACGGAGUUUUUUAAAUGGUUCUACAUGCGGAUUUUUACCAAUGCCACGGAGGGCUCUGCCACCGUGGCUGCCCGCACAAUGUGGAUUGAGAAUUUAAACGCACAGGGCGUGAUGAAGAAGCGACAGUUCGUAAAGACGUGUCAGCGCAUGUGCCGUAUGUAUGCUUCUGAAACUGAUACCGCGUCUUGCCUAGAGAACUUUUUUUGCACAAGCGUGGAAGCACUGCAGCAACCCGAAAGCGUUCUUGGGAUGAAGCUGUUUCAGCAUCGGGAGCCUUCCGCUGCGUUUGGUCGUAUACUUGUGGACCCAAUGGAUUUAUAUAUCGCUGAAGAGUUGGACGAGGUCAAGCAGGAAAUGGAAUUGUAUGAUACAGACGUUGCUGCUAAUCGUAUUAUUGUAUGCGGCAGGCGAGGUGUAGGAAAAACAACGGUGGCAAAGGCGUUGGCAAUGCGUUUAAAUUGUAUACAUCUAAGUCUUGAGGAGCUCGCUCUGGAGGCGGUUACAAAGGCAGAUGCGGGGGAUGCACUUGGUGCUGAACUUUGCAAAUGUGUGGAUAGUGAAGCCCUCAUUCCACUUUCAUUGCUGAUGGCGUUAGUGCGUCGGAAAAUCUCGACCGACGAGGCGCUGUACCGUGGAUAUGUAUUUAGCGAUUUUCCCUCCGUUCACGACGCUGCAGACGCGGAUGUACUGGAGUUUUUAAAUGGAUGUGGCAUUUUAGACGUGCUCGUGCCGAGUGUUAUCCUGCAUCUGAGCUGCGAUGACGGCUUUUAUCCCGAUCGCCUUGACGCCACAUUGAAGGAGCGGCGUGCAUUGCACGACUCUGAGCGGCAGCUUUGCCAGGCUGCAGAGGAGGAGUGGGGCGAGAAAGAUUCUCGUCUCCAGGAGUUGAUGGAUAGGGUGGAGAAGCUGCGCGAGACUAUAAAGCGAUACGAGGAGAUGUCUGCUGCCGAUGCCGAUGCACUGGACCCGACGGAGUUGGAGGUAAUGAAGUCUGCAGCGGCAGAGGCUGAGAAGGAACUACCCGAGGCAAUCGCCGCACAGGAGGAGGAAGCAGAGAAGCCCGUUGAAGUAUCCCCCGAGUCUGCUGAACGUGAGAAACAAAUUAAAAGUCUGAUAUUAAGGCGACUUCUUGAGUGGUCACUAAGAGGAGACAAACCAGGCAAGGAGAUGUACGUAACGGAACUUCCAUGUUUUCAAGAGAUUGUGGAACGCCUCCAUUCCGUGGGCCGCUGUUUAUCGGUGGGUUGCACCUCGUUAGUUGAGGACACCGUUGCUUAUGCUGUGGAGACGCUGCGGCUUGAGCCAUGUGUGCUGCCACGGGAUCUCACCGCAGAACGGGCAUCACCACCCCAGCAACACAAAGGAGAGGAGGAUGCCACUCUCAUCCUUGAAAGGGAGGAGGAGAUGGCGCGUGUGGUGGAAGAAGCCGCCACAGGCAUGGGGGCUACCUUUUCCACGCGCUGGAAGCGCUUCUGUCCGGUAACAUUUACGGAGUGUGGGGUUUUGGUAGAGGGAGCGGGGAACUACGGCUGUGUGUUCCGACAGCGACUGUACCACUUGGCAUCGGAGGCGAAGCUCGCCAAAUUUACAGCGAACCCACUGCCUUAUCUCCGCCCGAUGCCGCUGAACAGGGAACCAAUACUGCUUCUCUCCAUUCUGGGUCAGCGAGGUGCCGCGCGGUGUCUUCCGCCCCCCGCUCAGACGGAACUUAUUUGGCUUCUUCACCAACAACUGGAGCUCACACCAAUCGAGUUCAACGAGUUUGUUGCCCUUUGGGACAAGCAUCGAAGACUGAAGGAGUUGCGUGAACAAGCACUCGCCGCACGGGUGAAGUUUGAACUUACGGAACGAAAACUGCGUGCGGAGCGGUUGAAAAAACGCAGGGCCGCCCAACUAAGAAAGGAAAAAAAACCUAAGCCGCCUCCAACGGGCAAAAAUAGACGCUCGAGAAAAUUGACCGUCUCUCAACCGGAGGAGGAGGAGUUUAAGGGUUGGGAACAGAAGCCCGAGGGGCCGGAGACGGCCACGUCGCGUAUUGAGAAGGCGAUUGCUGAACAAUUAAAUCGCCGAAAGUCAUUUGUUCCGGUUUUAGUGUAUGGCUUUGAAAACAUCUUUGUAGACGUCGUGGAUCAAUUGCUAAGUGAGGGUGUGAUGCCAGAACAGGUUAUCGUCUUGCAGUACGAGCGGUCCUCUGGAGAGGGAGCGAAGGAUGCAGCCUCAUCUGUAGAGGAGGAGGCUAGUAUGGAAGAUGCAUCUAAGGAGGAAGUGAAAUUGCCGCAGGAGAUUCUUCUUGAAAAGCUAGAGAAUCCCACGAGACCUGGGACAGGUGAGAGGGAGGAGUCACCUGCUCAACGGUUUACCAUUCAUCACGUGAACGUUAACGACAAGGACGCACGGAUUUUGACUGCGGAGAUUCUCCAACUUGUAUGCUCUGGAAUGGCACCAGUCGAGGCGGGUAUCGUUGAUGAUGCACUUGGGGAGAUGGAAGGUGAAGAGGCCGAGAUGGAGUUGGAUGAAGAAGACGAGAAUGAUGAGGGUCUUGCAGCUGAGGUGGUUAAUGCCGCUUUACGACCGGGUAAGAGGUUUCUGAAUCAAUUUGGUUCACGUCUACAGUACUGUCCAGUGACACUGCACGAAAAGCGGUUACUGUUAUGUGGCAAAAACGAGUUGUGUUCACUGUACCAAAAUAAAUUGUAUGUGUUCGCAUCCGAGGAAGCCAUGGCGAAGUUUGAAUGUAACCCGUUACGGUACCUUGAGAUGCCCCCAACAAGCCCACCGCCCCGUGUUUGGAUUGUGGGAUACACAAAAAGUGGGAGAAAGACACUUGGUCGGAAGCUCCAUGAGCAGUACAAUGUACCUUUUUUUACCUACGACCGACGUUUUUUUGAGCGCUGCAUUGAGGCCGCACGUAAGCCUGGUGGUGAGGUCAUCGAUGGAAUCCCCAUAGCUGAGCAGGGCAGUGAGAACUCGUACCUUGUCCUUGCCGAGACUAUUCUGAAGGAGGUGCGGGACUUUGCUGCUGAACAGGAGCGAAGCAUAAAAUUGCGUGAAGAGGCAGAGGCAGUGAUGGAGCGCCGUGAGCAGGCUCAACAAAAUGAAGAUGACGAAGAUGAUGAUGAAGAAAAUGAGGAGAUGGACGAGGAGGCAGAGGCGCGGUUGCAAGAAUAUCUCGAAUUUGAACCUGAGGCGGACGAGGAUCGAGAUCUACGACUCAGUGAGGCCUACUUGAAGAUUGCUAGCUGUGUGACACGUAUUGAGCCCUUCGAGUCUGAGGGUUACAUUAUGGUGUGCCCACCAUUUUCGGAGGGUGACAUUGAGGUGCUCUUCACCACCGGAUGUAUUCCGGAGUCAACGGUGAAGUUGGAUCUCUCUGAGGAGCUCUUCUUUGCAUAUAACAAAGCCAGUCAGCAUGUUUCAGGCGCUGCGACCGGCAGGUCUGUUGUCUCGAAAGUGUCACAAGAGGAGAUGCUUAAAAAAAUGUUAGAGAAGGAGAAGCAGAAGAAGGAGCGAGAAUUGCGGAAGUGGCGCCGUCGUCACAUUGGCAAGGAUGACCCUGACUCUGAAGUGGACGAGGAGAGUGAGGAGGGCUCGCCACUGAGGGAAAGGGACGGAAAUGAGGCAUCAGGUGCUGCAGAUGAUGAUGAUGCCGUCAUGGAGUCGCUCAAAUCCCUUCGAAGUAUAGAAAAAGGGGCUUUGGAGGAGUUUGAGGAGGCUAUUACAGAACGCUUCGUGAAGCUUGUCUCGCUUAGUGGUGACCUCUCUCCAAACGCCGUGUUUCAUGCUGUCACCCGACAGCUAUUUAGAUUUCUGGAGCAUCGCCGUUCUAUUUUAUACACCGCAGAAGUUCUUCGCUUUGACAAUGCCGUGAAAAUGCUCGAGUAUGGCGGGGCAUUUCUUUCUUAUUUUGGGUACACUGACCCGGUUGCUCUGUACAACAAAAGACAUGGGGUGAGACGUGUAUGUAAGUGGAUGCCAAAUGGCACAACUUUGGAGCCGGAGCCAUCCACUGAAGUAGAAGCAGAAACAGCAGCAGCAAUGCCCGCGAAUGAGGUUGACGGUGAUGCAGCAAACGGGCGUGAAGAGCCAAAUAGUGAUACAGAGGGGGAAGAAGCUGGCGUUCAAGAGGAACAAGCACCGUUGCAGAGAGAAUCCGCGUCGGGAGAGGAUAUGGACGACGAGGAGAUGAGUGAGUAUGACGACGAGGAGAUGGAAGAGAUACGCGAAAGGUAUGAACGAAGAAAACGGCGGGAUUGGCUGCGUCGGUGUCAACGAGUGGCCCUCUUUUGUGGUCGUCUGUACUUUUUUGACAGUGACGAGUCUCUUCUGCAAUACCUGCGUGAUCCAUUGUUGUAUGUGCAGCAACCACCGCCAUUGCCUCAACCCCUGACUCGACCUGUUGUUUCCGUGUAUGAUGGUACACACGCAUUACUUCAUCAGGGGGCUUUGAAGCAACGAUGCACGGCCAAUCACAUUGCCUUCAACCUUGAUUUUAUAUUUGUUUCGCUUUCAAAACUUCUUUCUUGGGCGGCAGUUCACGCUCCUCUGCUUUCCCUUUCGCGGCGUGCUAUUGCUGCUGUAAUCGCUGGCUCUGUAGAUGAUGCGUUGGUUGCAGACCUGUUGGUGCAUCGUCUCAACGCUGGGGAUGCUAAGCGGAGAGGUGUGGUGCUGCUUAACUUGCCAAAAACCCCCGAGCAGUACAAACUUUUGGGAGGGCGGGAAUUGCGGGUGGACAAGGUUUUUAGUUUUGAUGAAACACGAUAUACGGAUGUGACAGCCUUGAUAACUGCCACAGCCACGGUCACAACCUCUUUAUCAGUGCCUUCGGAUACCAUCGCUGCCAUUGCGGAGAUAACAGAGUAUGUUAACACGUUUAUUAGGAAUGAGGGCCGUGCCUUGCUUUGUUUUAGCAGAGGGUUCCCAAUGAGUAUGGAUAACACGUAUCAUACAACAGCAGAGAUUGAGAGCCAUCUCUCGUCGUAUCAAUGGUUCUGUCCCUACAACUGGUGUUUACAUAAACUUUUGUUGGACCAGCGCGAGAGCCGUCUAUACGGCGCUAAAUUUCUUGAUAAGUACUAUUUUUUCUCUUCGAACGAAUACUUACAACGGUUUCUGCUCAAUCCAGGAGAACUGUCUGCGCCACCGGGGUUAAGCCCUUUGCCGACUGCCCUUCCGUCUCGAAUGCCGCCCGGCACAGAGUAUUCGUUGGAAUUGCUCGGGUGUUGUCCUGUUACGUUGUGGGACACGCGUGAAACGAGGGGUCUGCGCGGGGUACUGGAACCCGUUGCAAAAAAAGGGGACCCAAGUUGUGUUGUAGAGUACGAGGGUCGGUAUUACGCACUGCUCGAUGAGGCUGCGUUAAAGCGUUUCUUGAUGCGUCCGUGGACGUUUAUUGCAGGGGCGUUUUUGCCCCCGUCUCGCAAGGCACCUCUGCCUGAGGGACAUACUCUGUUAACCAUUGAGGAGGAAACCUUUAUGCGUCGUAUUCUCUAUGAUCCUGUCGCUUAUGCCUUAAUCGCUGUGGCGGAAGCACGACCGAAGUACCCUGGCCUCUCACUGGAGGAAUCCGCCUUGAAAUUUGUGGCGCUGCACAUGAAGUGUUUUAAUACCAAGAACACCCCCAUCCAGACGGAGAAAUACAGGGCCAACUAUGAAGCAUUUCGGAAACGGGCGACGUUGUACAGAUCCAUGACGGUGGCUUCCGAGGACGAGGUACAAGACGAGGCGUUCUUGCAACUCUGUAAGGAGUGGGAGAUAGCUAGCGGGAACAAGCAAGGAGGUGUGUCUGGUCUGGUACAUCUGCCACGGAUAGAUUGA
This is a messenger RNA of Trypanosoma rangeli, 6504 nucleotides long. RefSeq lists its product as uncharacterized. Lineage: Eukaryota; Euglenozoa; Kinetoplastea; Trypanosomatida; Trypanosomatidae. The record is from RefSeq and is a predicted model, not a curated record. The transcript has a single exon. The coding region runs from base 1 to 6504 and encodes 2167 amino acids. Gene Ontology annotation, biological process: regulation of cilium beat frequency. Gene Ontology annotation, cellular component: ciliary basal body; axoneme.